AUGCAUGCUUUGGUCUUAUGCCCUUUUGUUGCUUCAGUUUGGCUUGAUUCCUCUCUCUGCUUUCCUGUUCAUGAUUUUCAUAGUUCUACUUUGCUUGAUUGCCUUGAUCGUUGGCUUGUUAAUGCUACUGCCUAUUUGUCUGACGAUUCAAUAAAAUUAUUUGCCGAUUUAAUAUGGUCCAUCUGUAAUAGUAGAAAUAACCUGAUUUUCAGUAAGAAAAAUAAAAAUCCCUCACAUGUUAUUUCCAAAGCUAGGUUUAUGAUUAUUUUUAGGAACCCUACUGUAUCAGCUUCCCCUUUCAUUAAUGUUAUUGGUGCUACUACAUGGAUGCCCCCUUCACCUUGUUGGAUCAAGUGCAAUACUGAUGGUGCUUUUGACCAUGUGUCUUUGGCUAAUGGUGCAGGUUAUAUUAUGAGAGAUUAUGCUAGAAAACCAUCUUUUUGUGCUCCUAUCACUUUUGAAGUUUAUUCUCCGAAAGAAUCAGAAACCAGGGCCAUAUGGGAAGUUUUGAAAAAAGCUAUUGAGCUGCAACUCACUCACAUCAUUAUUGAAAGUGAUGCGAAAACUCUGAUUGACCAAUUCUCCCUAGGUAAUUUUGAAGGCAAUCAACGGACGGAUGCACUUUUUAAAGACAUUUCAUUUUUUUAG
Molecule: messenger RNA, 648 nt
Organism: Papaver somniferum (opium poppy)
Lineage: Eukaryota; Viridiplantae; Streptophyta; Magnoliopsida; Ranunculales; Papaveraceae
Exons: 1
Coding region: 1-648 (215 amino acids)
Molecular function (GO): RNA-DNA hybrid ribonuclease activity; nucleic acid binding
Source: RefSeq, a predicted model, not a curated record